UUCUCUAAGGUCGAAGUGAAAGAAAGUCAUUUUUCUACUUGAAUCGUUUCUUUCUUUCGCGUUUUUCUGUUUUAACUCGCGUGCUGAAGCAGCAAAUUUUGCCUCCCAGCCUAAAUCGUGAACGGGCAACGCGACCGUGCAUCGUGAAGGCAUCUGCCUCGUCGCAUUUACCAGUCAGGAAAUCAAAAAUAUCAGCCGAUUACUUCGUCGCACCAGGAGCCUACUGCCGUGUCUGUGAAGCCAAGAGAGGUUUUGCACGGGUUGCAGAGGUAUUGUGGUACGGAAAACUCAUAGAUAACACAAAGACGACGCAGUAGAAAGGAACUGUGCCAGGACUUCAAUCCAAUGUCUAAACUAAACUCCCAUGGGGCUACAGGGCUUAAAAAUAUUAAUCUUGAAGAGAUAUGGACCGAUCUAGAGAGCGGCAUCAAGCAGGUGUACGAACGGGAACUCAGCCUAGGCAUCGCGCGUUAUAUGGAACUCUACACACAUGUCUACAACUAUUGCACGAGUGUCCACCAACAGCCCAAUUCCCGCACGGGCUCGUCGAAAGUAUCGAAAAAGGGAAUUAGCGCUCCACCGGGCGGUGCCCAGCUGGUGGGCCAGGAACUGUACAAACGAUUGAAGGAAUUUCUCGAGAACUAUCUUGUACGGUUGCACCAGAAUGGAAUCGAUUUGAUGGACGAAGAAGUGCUAAGCUUCUACACAAGACGCUGGGAAGAGUAUCAGUUCUCGAGCAAGGUGCUGAAUGGCGUCUGCGCCUAUCUAAACCGGCACUGGGUGAAGCGUGAGUGUGAGGAAGGACGCAAAGACGUGUACGAGAUCUACCAGUUGGCGCUGGUCACCUGGAGAGGUAAUUUGUUCAAGCAUUUGAACAAGCAAGUUACCAACGCUGUACUGAAACUGAUUGAUCACGAACGCAACGGAGAAACGAUUAACUCUCGUCUAGUAUCUGGUGUCAUCAAUUGCUAUGUCGAGCUCGGGCUCAAUGAGGAUGAUCCCCACGCAAAGGGCCAGAACUUGUCGGUUUAUAAGGAAAGCUUUGAAAAUAUUUUCCUCGAAGACACAGAACGAUUCUAUACACGAGAAAGUACGGAAUUUUUGCGUGAAAAUCCUGUCACUGAAUAUAUGAAACGAGUGGAAUUACGUCUAAACGAAGAACAAAAACGCGUUCAAGUUUAUCUUCAUGAAAGCACGUUGGAACGACUGGCAGAAAAAUGCGAACGUGUACUCAUUCACAACCACCUCGAUCAGUUCCGGACAGAAUUUCAGAACUUGUUGAAUUCGGAUAAAAAUCAGGAUCUGGGCCGAAUGUACUCGCUUGUUGCUCGCAUUAAAGCAGGUCUCUUUGAGCUCAAAGAAAUUUUAGAAACACAUAUUCACAACCAAGGGCUGUUUGCAAUAGAAAAAUGUGGAGACUCUGCUGUAAAUGAUCCCAAAAUUUAUGUUCAAACCAUUCUGGAGGUACACAAGAAAUACAACGCAUUAGUACUUACGGCUUUUAACAACGACAGUGGCUUUGUGGCGGCUCUUGACAAGGCUUGUGGAAAGUUUAUUAACACCAAUGCCGUAACUGAGUUAAGCAGAAGUACAAGCAAAAGUCCGGAAUUGUUGGCCAAGUAUUGUGAUCUGCUGCUGAAAAAGUCUAGCAAAAAUCCCGAGGAAGCCGAACUAGAGGAUACGCUCAAUCAAGUGAUGGUUGUGUUCAAAUACAUCGAAGAUAAGGAUGUGUUCCAGAAGUUCUACAGCAAAAUGCUAGCCAAACGGCUUUGCCACCAUAUGUCGGCCAGCGACGAUGCGGAAGCGUCCAUGAUUUCCAAGCUAAAACAAGCGUGUGGCUUCGAGUACACGUGUAAGCUCCAGCGGAUGUUCCAGGACAUUGGAGUGUCAAAGGAUCUGAACGAUCAGUAUCGGAAGCAUUACGAGAAGCUCCGGGAUACCCGUAGUUCGGGACAGAACGAAAUAGAUUUCAGCAUUCUGGUCCUAUCCAGCGGCUCGUGGCCGUUUGGGCAGGGCUUUACCUUUUCCUUGCCCUUUGAGCUGGAGCAAUCAGUUCAUCGAUUCAGCAACUUUUACGCCAAGCAACAUUCCGGCCGUAAACUGAACUGGGUAUACAAUAUGUGCCGCGGUGAGCUUAUUACCAACUGUUUUCGAAUGCGAUACACAUUGCAGGCUAGUACCUUCCAAAUGGCCGUAUUAUUGCAAUUCAACGAGGAAACCGCAUGGAGCAUCAAACAGUUGGCUGAAAACACUGGUAUCAACAUUGAAAAUCUUAUACAAGUACUUCCAAUUUUACUAAAGAUAAAACUACUCAACUGCUACGAAGGCGAAGGAAAAUUACUACCAGAUUCUACUAUCGAGCUAAACAAAGACUUCAAAAACCGCAAACUCCGUAUAAACAUUAACUUCCCGCUAAAAUCGGAACUGAAGGUAGAACAGGAAGCGACUCACAAAAACAUCGAAGAGGAUCGCAAGAUACUCAUCCAGGCGGCGAUAGUGCGUGUUAUGAAGAUGCGAAAGAUGCUGAACCACACGCAGCUGGUGAACGAAGUGCUGAAUCAACUGUCCACCCGAUUCAAGCCGAAGAUUCAAGUGAUAAAGAAAUGUAUCGAUAUUCUGAUAGAGAAAGAAUAUCUGGAACGUCAGGAAGGACAAAAGGAUACCUACAGCUAUCUGGCUUGAUCAGUGAUAAUUUUAAUCGAUAGUGUAGUUAUCUAAAAUACGUAUUUUCACUUUCAAAGUUUCCCGUCUGAGCGUACAUUGAAUGGAUUCCUGAGAAAACCAGAUAAAAAACGAAACACCUUUAAAACACAGGUAGACCGUUUUGACAUAUUGAACAAAUGGAAAAAAACAAAAAGGGAAAGUAGAGAGAACAAAAAGACGAUCUAGAGGAUGGAGAAAUAAAAUAUUUGAGUCUUGAUAAACCAUAACUAAUGUAAGAAGAAGUGUAGUAGGACAAGUCAACAACAGCAGCAGCAAAAGCAGUUAUGUAUGACCGAUUCUUUAUUCUGAAAUGUCCUCUGACAACGCAAACUUUUUCCCAGAACAAUCGAGGACGCACAUGAAAAGUAGGAAAUGUGGAUUCAAAUGAAACAAACAAAAAAAGAACAAACACACAUGUGCGGAUAGCAAAGGAUGGUUGUUUCAGCAGCAUAUAUGGAUAGAACAAAAGGGAAAAGCAACCGAAACAAUGCCAGUAUCUGUUGCAGCUAAAACAAACAAAUACUACAGACACGCUAAACGUUUAGUAGAUGCCACGGCAGGCGAUAUAAACAAAUAGAAAAAAGGGAGCUAUGUUUGUGCAUCUUUCGGUUGUAUGAUUUUUGUAUUGAAAUUUUAGUCCAAUUUUGUGAACAUGUGCGAAUCUUGUUGACGUUCAACGCUGAAUCGGCGCGUUUGGGGCGUAGGGCGAGUCGACCGUUUGUGAUGUAAGCUUGCUUAUUUACCUACUGGCGUUAGGGAGUAGAAUGGCUUCCGGCGCUGGAGGACGUAUGAUUGCUAUUAUAGUUUGUAAAAUCGAGUUGUAGAUAACCAUCAAACCGGUUCCGUACCGUUACUCUAUUUUACGAAUGGUUUGACUCCAAUCUGCUGAUAGCACAGUGCGCACCUCUCUUUGCUUGUUUCGAUUUUAUUAUGCUUUGUUAGAAAUAGACAAAAAGUGCCCCCUAUAAGUUGUUGUGACCAUGAUACUGACUUUAAUUUACUUGCACGAUCAUUACGAUUAGACAUUAUUAUUGUAAUGUCUCUGGGAGAACUAUUAGGAUUUUUUUAUGAAUUAGUUUCUCCAUGUAAUUAGGUACUACAGCGUUAUUUCCGUCCAUUCGUCCAAACGUCGUGCGCUUAGUCACGCUUCAUUUCAAGCGCGACGAAGAACCCGGUUGGCCGGUGCAAUUCGGAAUCACUUAUUUACGUAGCUUUAACCGUCUCGGUUCAUCCCUCGAUUCUAACUCUGUUCAGCGUCCCUGGUGGUCCCUGGUUUUCAGCUUCCCAGGGGGUUAGUAGGUAUAGAUCAUUUCGAUUCUGGAAAAACGAGGGCAUGUUAAUUUCAUCCACAUGCUAAUCCGUAAAAUCUAGCCUCGAAGAAUUAACGAAACAGAACAUUAAAUAAUUUACGCGAAACACGACAAAAAGGGAAUUAAUUGUAUCAUCGAUCGAGCCAAUGAUGGAAAUAAAGAUGUUCUC
This is a messenger RNA of Anopheles nili, 4182 nucleotides long. It is a transcript of the gene Cul1, whose product is annotated as cullin-1. Gene Ontology annotation, biological process: protein ubiquitination; SCF-dependent proteasomal ubiquitin-dependent protein catabolic process. Gene Ontology annotation, cellular component: SCF ubiquitin ligase complex. NCBI's taxonomy places the organism in Eukaryota, Metazoa, Arthropoda, Insecta, Diptera, Culicidae. The transcript has 12 exons. Bases 346 to 2682 code for a protein of 778 amino acids. Gene Ontology annotation, molecular function: ubiquitin protein ligase binding. The record is from RefSeq and is a predicted model, not a curated record.